AUGUUUGCCCACCGCACCGAUAACAGUAGUGGCCCUUGGCUGCUCCCUACCUUCUGGCUCCUGCUGCAGAACAAGAGCUACCCCGAAACCUCCAUCCCCGCUGCUGGCUACGAGGUGACGGAGUCAUCCCUAGGACCCAGCUCAGCCGGGAACCACACCGUCUUGCAGCAUGAGCUCAGGCCGGGCGAAAUCGCAGCAGCCGGCACGGUUUUGGGAGCGUUGUGGCUGGUUUCCGUCUUGGGAAACUCCCUCGUUUGCUUAGUGAUCCACAGGAGCAGGAGGACACAAUCCACCACCAACUAUUUUGUUGUCUCCAUGGCUUGCGCAGACCUUCUCCUCAGCGUCGCAAGCGUGCCAUUCGCGCUGCUCCAGUUGACCUUCGGCAGGUGGACGCUGGGGAACAUGAUGUGCAAGCUGGUCAGGUACGUACAGUACCUCACCCCUGGCGUCCAGAUAUUCGUGCUCCUCUCCAUAUGCGUGGAUCGAUUCUACACUAUCGUCUACCCCCUGAGCUUCAAAGUGUCGAGGGAGAAAGCCAAGAAAAUGAUUCUGGCCUCUUGGCUAUUGAACGCUCUCUUGGCAGCACCAGUUUUCUUCUUCUACAGCUCCAACAGCGACGACCACUGCAACUUCUUUCUCCCCAGUUCUUGGCAAGGAGCCCUCUACGGUAUCAUCCACCUCUUGGGGGUGUUUCUGAUCCCGUCCAUCCUCAUGAUCCUCCUCUACCAGAAGGUCGUCAGGUACAUUUGGAGAAUAGGCACCGACGGCAGGACUGUCAGGAGGACAAUGAAUGUUGUCCCAAGAACAAAGGUGAAAACCAUCAAGAUGUUCUUAAUGUUAAACUUGGUCUUUCUCCUCUCCUGGCUCCCUUUUUACGUGGUACAGCUGUGGUACCCGCCAGAAACAGACUACAGAACGAGCUCCUUGGUUUUCCUGGCCAUCACCUGGAUCUCUUUCAGUUCUUCAGCCUCUAAGCCAACCCUCUACUCCGUGUACAACGCAAACUUCAGAAGAGGGAUGAAAGAGACUUUUUGUAUGUCCGCCAUGAAAUGCUACAGAAGCAACGCGUACACCAUCACCACCAGUUCCAGGCUGGCCAAAAAAAAUCACGUUGGGAUUGCAGAUACCCCAGCUCCGGCCAAAACCGUCACCAAAGACUCCAUCUAUGAUGCAUUUAACAGAGAAGCAAAGGAAAAAAAGCUUGCCUGGCCUAUUCAGUCCAAUCCCCCAAAUACGUUUGUCUAG
This is a messenger RNA of Cariama cristata (Red-legged seriema), 1245 nucleotides long. RefSeq names its product G protein-coupled receptor 19 (gene GPR19). NCBI's taxonomy places the organism in Eukaryota, Metazoa, Chordata, Aves, Cariamiformes, Cariamidae. Gene Ontology annotation, molecular function: G protein-coupled receptor activity. The coding region runs from base 1 to 1245 and encodes 414 amino acids. The record is from RefSeq and is a predicted model, not a curated record. Gene Ontology annotation, cellular component: plasma membrane. Gene Ontology annotation, biological process: G protein-coupled receptor signaling pathway. The transcript has a single exon.